This is a messenger RNA of Danaus chrysippus (African queen), 486 nucleotides long. Lineage: Eukaryota; Metazoa; Arthropoda; Insecta; Lepidoptera; Nymphalidae. The record is from the annotation of a GenBank genome assembly.
AUGGUCGCCGGGACUAUCGCUAGAGCUUUAUGUGGCUUCUUCUUCAAUCAAGUCCAGUGUGCUGCUAUCGGGAAAGAUAAUGGUUUCGGCAGUGAAUACGUGUGGGCUGGCUCUUUGGAGUCAGGAGUUCAAAUAGCAACGCAUCAUAAGAAACCCGUUAUGGUUAUAAUACACAAGUCUUGGUGCUCCGCGUGUAAAAAUCUAAAGCCGAAGUUCGCUAAUUCCAAUGAAAUUAAAUCACUCAGCAAACACUUCGUAAUGGUUAAUCUGAUAGAUGAGGAAGAACCUAAAAACAACAAAUUCUCUCCAGACGGCAGUUACAUACCGAGGAUCCUCUUCAUUUCCCCGGCUGGGCGAGUAGACCACGAGAUAUUCAAUGAAGACGGGAGUAGUCAACACAAGUAUUUUUACAGCAGACCGGAACAGAUCGCCAAGUCGAUGAAGAAGGUCCUCGACAAGUACAGGCAACAACAAUUUGAUGUUUAA